This is a messenger RNA of Pongo pygmaeus (Bornean orangutan), 4559 nucleotides long. RefSeq names its product STEAP4 metalloreductase (gene STEAP4). The transcript is spliced from 5 exons. Gene Ontology annotation, molecular function: ferric-chelate reductase (NADPH) activity; cupric reductase (NADH) activity. The record is from RefSeq and is a predicted model, not a curated record. Lineage: Eukaryota; Metazoa; Chordata; Mammalia; Primates; Hominidae. The coding region runs from base 214 to 1593 and encodes 459 amino acids. Gene Ontology annotation, biological process: copper ion import. Gene Ontology annotation, cellular component: plasma membrane; endosome.
UCUCAGCUUGAACUCUUCCAGGAAACAAGUUCUCUGCUUCUCUUGCGAAAUCUAGCGGACUGUCCCGCCCUUCUCUGGCUUCUUAUAGCAGCGAGAGCCACAAGCCGCAGCACUGAGCUGCAGGCGCGGCGAAACUUCGCUCUACCCGCCCGGUCCGCGGCACGCACCGGCUGCGCUGGACGCUUCCUCCUUGGAAGCGCCUCUCCCACAGUUAUGGAGAAAACUUGUAUAGAUGCACUUCCUCUUACUAUGAAUUCUUCAGAAAAGCAAGAGACUGUAUGUAUUUUUGGAACUGGUGAUUUUGGAAGAUCACUGGGAUUGAAAAUGCUCCAGUGUGGUUAUUCUGUUGUUUUUGGAAGUCGAAACCCCCAGAAGACCACCCUACUGCCCAGUGGUGCAGAAGUCUUGAGCUAUUCAGAAGCAGCCAAGAAGUCUGACAUCAUAAUCAUAGCAAUCCACAGAGAGCAUUAUGAUUUUCUCACAGAAUUAACUGAGGUUCUCAAUGGAAAAAUAUUGGUAGACAUCAGCAACAACCUCAAAAUCAAUCAAUAUCCAGAAUCUAAUGCAGAGUACCUUGCUCAGUUGGUGCCAGGAGCCCACGUGGUAAAAGCAUUUAACACCAUCUCAGCCUGGGCUCUCCAGUCAGGAGCACUGGAUGCAAGUCGGCAGGUGUUUGUGUGUGGAAAUGACAGCAAAGCCAAACAAAGAGUGAUGGAUAUUGUUCGUAAUCUUGGACUUACUCCAAUGGAUCAAGGAUCACUCAUGGCAGCCAAAGAAAUUGAAAAGUACCCCCUGCAACUAUUUCCAAUGUGGAGGUUCCCCUUCUAUUUGUCUGCUGUGCUGUGUAUCUUCUUGUUUUUCUAUUGUGUUAUAAGAGAUGUAAUCUAUCCUUAUGUUUAUGAAAAGAAAGAUAAUACAUUUCGUAUGGCUAUUUCCAUUCCAAAUCGUAUCUUUCCAAUAACAGCACUUACACUGCUUGCUUUGGUUUACCUCCCUGGUGUUAUUGCUGCCAUUCUACAACUGUACCGAGGCACAAAAUACCGUCGAUUCCCAGACUGGCUUGACCACUGGAUGCUUUGCCGAAAGCAGCUUGGCUUGGUAGCUCUGGGAUUUGCCUUCCUUCAUGUCCUCUACACACUUGUGAUUCCUAUUCGAUAUUAUGUACGAUGGAGAUUGGGAAACUUAACCGUUACCCAGGCAAUACUCAAGAAGGAGAAUCCAUUUAGCACCUCCUCAGCCUGGCUCAGUGAUUCAUAUGUGGCUUUGGGAAUACUUGGAUUUUUUCUGUUUGUACUCUUGGGUAUCACUUCUUUGCCAUCUGUUAGCAAUGCAGUCAACUGGAGAGAGUUCCGAUUUGUCCAGUCCAAACUGGGUUAUUUGACCCUGAUCUUGUGUACAGCCCACACCCUGGUGUACGGUGGGAAGAGAUUCCUCAGCCCUUCAAAUCUCAAAUGGUAUCUUCCUGCAGCCUACGUGUUAGGGCUUAUCAUUCCUUGCACCGUGCUGGUGAUCAAGUUUGUCCUAAUCAUGCCAUGUGUAGACAACACCCUUACAAGGAUCCGCCAGGGCUGGGAAAGGAACUCAAAACACUAGAAAAAGCAUUGAAUGUAAAAUCAGAUAUUUAAAACAAAGUUCAAUUUAGCUGGUGUUCUGAACUAUGGUUUCGAAUGUUUAAAGAAGAAUGAUGGGUACAGUUAGGAAAGCUUUUUUCUUACACUGUGACUGAGGGAAACAUUGCUUGUCUUUGAGAAAUUGACUGACAUACUGGAAGAGAACACCAUUUUAUCUCAGGUUAGUGAAGAAUCAGUGCAGGUCCCUGACUCUUAUUUUCCCAGAGACCAUGGGGCUGAGAUUGAGACUAGCCUUGCGGUUUCACACUAAAGAGUUUCCUUGUUAUGGGCAACAUGCAUGACCUAAUAUCUUGUGAAAUCCAGUAGAAGUAUUGCAACUUCCUUCUCUGGCUCAAGGGCUGAGUUAAGUGAAAGGAAAAACAGCACAAUGGUGACCACUGAUAAAGGCUUUAUUAGGUAUAUCUGAAGAAGUGGGUCACAUGAAAUGUAAAAAGGGAAUGAGUUUUUUUGUUGUUUUUUGGAAAUAAAGGCAAACAUAAAUAUUACCAUGAUGAAUUCUAGUGAAAUGACCCCUUGACUUUGCUUUUCUCAAUACAGAUAUUUACUGAGAGGAACUAUUUUUGUAACACAAGAAAAAUUUACAAUUGAUUAAAAGUAUCCUUGUCUUGGAUACAUACAAAUCUAUAGAGCUGGCAUGUAAUUCUUCCUCUAUAAAGAAUAAGUACAGGAAAGAUGAAAUAAAAAUGGAGGGAUAUCCCCUUGGAUUUCACUUGCAUUGUGCAAUAAGAAAAGAAGGGUUGAUAAAAGUUCUUGAUCAAAAAGUUCAAAUAAACCAGAAUUCUAGACAGCAAGCUAAAUAAAUAUUGUAAAAUUGCACUAUAUUAGGUUAAGUAUUAUUUAGGUAUUAUAAUAUGCUUUGUAAAUUUUAUAUUCCAAAUAUUGUUCAAUAUUUGUCAUCUAUUAAAUUAAUUUCUAGUAUAAGUAGCUUCUAUAUCUGUCUUAGUCUAUUAUAAUUGUAAGGAGUAAAAUUAAAUGAAUAGUCUGCAGGUAUAAAUUUGAACAAUGCAUAGAUGAUCAAAAAUUACGGAAAGUCAUAGGACAGAGAGGUGUGAAGAUUCAUCAUUAUGUGAAAUUUGGAUCUUUCUCAAAUCCUUGCUGAAAUUUAGGAUGGUUCUCACUGUUUUUCUGUGCUGAUAGUACCCUUUCCAAGGUGACCUUCAGGGGGAUUAACCUUCCUAGCUCAAGCAAGGAGCUAAAAGCCUUAUGCAUGAUCUUCCCACAUACCAAAAUAACUAAAAGGCACUGAGUUUGGCAUUUUUCUGCCUGCUCUACUAAGACCUUUUUUUUUUUUUUUAACUUUCAUUAUAACAUAUUAUACAUGACAUUAUACAAAAAUGAUUAAAAUAUAUUAAAACAACAUCAACAAUCCAGGAUAUUUUUCUAUAAAACUUUAAAAAAAUAAUUGUAUCUACAUUAUAUAUUCAAUUUUACAUCUUUUUUUAAAGACUUUGUUUUUCUAAAGGCUUCGUUUUCCUUUUUUUUUUAUUUUUUAUUUUUUUGAGACAGUCUUGCUCUGUCGCUCAGGCUGGAGUGCAGUGGCAUGAUCUCAGCUCACGGCAACCUCCUCCUCCCAGGUUCAAGUGAUUCUUGUGCAUCAGCCUCCCGAGUAGCUGGGACUACAGGCAUGUGCCACUAUGCCCAGCUAAUUUUUGUGCUUUUAGUAGAGACAGGGUUUCGCCACAUUGGUCAGGCUGGUCUUGAACUGCUGGCCUCAAGUGAUCUGCCUGCCUCCGCCUCACAAAGCACUGGGAUUACAGGCAUGAAUCUGGCCUUACGUGAUAUAUUUUCUUAAUGGCUGCAUAAUAUCACAUCAAAUAGGCAUUUUUCAAACCUCUUUCCUUAUUAAACAUGUAGACUAUAUCCAUUUUUUACUAAAAUAAAUAACAUUUCAGAUAAUAUCUUUGCACUGAUAAUGUUGCCAAGUCAUUUCUAAAGUGACCUUAUCAAUUUAAUUACCAUUGGAUGAGGGUGUUGCUUUCAUUGCACCAUUGUAGAUUGUCUUUUUUAUUUCAAUUUGCUUUUAUUUAUAACUGGUUGCAAAGGUACACAGAACACAUGCUCCUUCAACUUAUCUUUGAUAAACCCAAGCAAGGAUACAAAAAGUUGGAUGACAUUGAGUAGAGUCUUGGUAUAUGGUGCUGACCCUACAGUAUCAGUGGAAAAGAUAAGGAAAGUGUCACUACUCACCUAUGUUAUGCAAAACAGUUAGGUGUGCUGGGGCUGGAUACUGCUCUUUUACUUGAGCAUUGGUUGAUUAAAGUUUAAGUACCAUCCAGGCUGGUCUAGAGAAGUCUUUGGAGUUAACCAUGCUCUUUUUUGUUAAAGAAGGGAGUAAUGUGUUUAUCAUGGCUCAUAGUCCGUCACUGAAAAUAGAAAAUGCCAUACAUAGGUAAAAUGCUAACCUAUAGAAAAAAAUGAACUCUACUUUUAUAGCCUAGUAAAAAUGCUCUACCUGAGUAGUUAAAAGCAAUUCAUGAAGCCUAAAGCUAAAGAGCACUCUGGUGGUUUUGGCAUAAUAGCUGCAUUGCCAGACCUGACCUUUGGCCCCAACCACAAGAGCUCCAAGCCCCACCAGCUGACCAAAGAAAGCCCAAGUUCUCCUUCUGACCUUCCCACAACCUCCCUCCUCCCAAAACUAUGAAAUUAAUUUGACCCUAUUAACACAGCUGACUCCUCCAGUUUACUUAAGGUAGAAAGAAUGAGUUUACAACAGAUGAAAAUACGUGCUUUGGGUGAACUGUAGUCCUUUUAACAGAUCCAAACUAUUUUACAUUUUUAAAAAAAGUUAAACUAAACUUCUUUACUGCUGAUAUGUUUCCUGUGUUCUAGAAAAAUUUUUAUACUUUCAUAUAUUUUUGUACACUUUCCCCAUGUUAAGGGAUGAUGGCUUUUAUAAAUGUGUAUUCAUUAAAUGUUACUUUAAAAAUA